Vigna unguiculata (cowpea) is the source of this 3415-nucleotide messenger RNA. RefSeq names its product hercules receptor kinase 2 (gene HERK2). Lineage: Eukaryota; Viridiplantae; Streptophyta; Magnoliopsida; Fabales; Fabaceae. The record is from RefSeq and is a predicted model, not a curated record. Gene Ontology annotation, molecular function: protein kinase activity; ATP binding. Gene Ontology annotation, biological process: protein phosphorylation.
CUUAUUGUAAAAGAUACAAAACCAAGCACAGAUGAAUUGCAACUUUUCCAAUCUGUUUCCAACCACACCCAUGUUCUGAUUUUCUUUGUUUGUUUAUUCAGGAAAGAGCCCAUUUUGGGUGACAUCUUUGUUUUUCUAGUAUUUUUCUCUGGAUUCCUUAUCACAACUUAGCUAAGUUGUUGUCUUUCUUUGUCAUUCAUAGUGCAUUGCCACUCCUUGCAUUGCUCUUUUGCCCUUUCAAUUUCAGAUCUGUGAAUUGCUGUUUCUGUUUGUUGAGGAUUCAUUGUGUUCAGCUAAAGCUGGAGGUGGGUUUUUCUUUUCCUCUCUUUGUAUUGUAGUGUCUCCCAUGGUGUGGAAAACGGACAUCCAUAAAGGCUUCAACUUUCGUGCUUCCAUAUUCAAGAUCUUGGGAAAUACGAGAUUGUUUCUUUGAUUGGGUAGUGUUGGCUUUCUGGGUCUAUAUUGUUUUUUCUCUGUAUCUGAUUUGUUUUGUUAGCUUUCCCUUUCCAAACUCUGCUUCUUUUACUAAAAAUAAAUAAAAGGUCUUAUCGGGGGAAUUGUUACAAUGGUGAAUGUCCUUGGGGAGGGACUCUAUUUUGUUCUGAUUCUUGUGGUAGUGUCUGUGACAGUGAACACUGUUGAUGCUCAAACAAAGUCUAUUCUCUUAAAUUGUGGUUCAAACUCUUCUUUGAAUGUGGAUGGUAGAAGAUGGGUGGGGGACUUGGCCACCGAUAACAAUGUCACCCUAAGCACCCCCAGUGUUGUUGCCAACACUUCUACGUUAAGUGGCAGUUCAAUCUAUGAUCCUCUCUAUAAGACAGCCAGAAUUUUCACUGUUCCUUUGAAUUACACAAUCAAAGAUGUUAAAGGAAACUACUUUGUUAGGUUCCAUUUCUACCCCUUUGCGAUUGACGACUUCAAUGUGAACGAGUCUUCAUUUGGUGUUGUGGUCAAUGGUCUGAAAUUGUUAUCAGAGUUUGAUGUUCCUGGUAAGAUAUCCCACAAGAAUAUGAACUUGCUGAAUUCUGGAAGAAAUGCCACUUCAUUCUUCUUGGUAAAAGAAUAUAUUCUGACUGUGAAUGGGGAUAUGCUUGUGAUUGAGUUCGUUCCAGCCAGCAGCUCCUUUGGCUUCAUCAAUGCCAUUGAGAUUGUCCCAGUUGUGGGUGAGCUUUUUGCUGGCUCAGUUAGUAAAGUUGGUGGUGGAAACUUCAAUUUGUCCGGACAUGGGAUGGAGACCAUGUAUAGGCUGAAUGUCGGUGGUCCUGAGGUUCAGUCCAACGAGGAUCGUGAUCUUUGGAGAACAUGGGAAGUGGAUUCUGGUUAUAUGAUCAUAGAAAAUGCUGGGUCUGGAAUUAAGAACAGUUCUAACAUUACAUAUUCUUCCGUGAAUGAUACUUCGGUGGCUCCUCUCCUGGUGUAUGAAACUGCGAGGGCAAUGUCCAACACUGAAGUCUUGGACAAAAGGUUCAACAUGUCAUGGAAAUUUGAAGUAGAUCCCGACUUUGAUUAUCUGAUCCGUUUGCAUUUCUGUGAGCUGGUUUAUGACAGGGCAAAUGAGAGAAUAUUUAGGAUCUACAUAAACAAUAGGACAGCUGCGGAUAAUUUUGAUGUGUUUGUGCGUGCUGGAGGGAUGAAUAGAGCAUAUCACUUGGACUAUUUUGAUCCUGUGUCAUCAAAGAUUGACACGGUUUGGGUUCAACUGGGUCCUGACACAGCUGCUGGUGCUGCAGGAACCGAUGCUCUCUUGAAUGGUCUGGAGGUUUUCAAGCUUAGUCGAAAUGGAAAUCUUGCCCGUGUUGAGAGGUUUGACAUAGGUGGAAAUCCAGGGAGCAAAUCAAAAGCAAUGGUUGUUUGGGUGGGAGUUGGAGCAGGUGUAGCUUUAUUAGCCAUAGUUGCACUUAUAGUUCUUGUGUUCUGUUUCUGUAAAAGCAGGAAGAAGGAAUCAAGUGACACCAAAAACAACCCUCAGGGUUGGAGGCCAUUGUUUCUCUAUGGAGGAGCUGCUGUUAACAACUCUGUGGGUGGGAAGGGAUCAGCAGGAACCCAGAAGCUAUAUGGAUCCGUGGCCUCAGUCAGAGUUGGGAAGAGGUUUACAUUGGCAGAAAUCAAUGCUGCAACAAACAACUUUGAUGAAAGUUUGGUGAUUGGAGUUGGAGGCUUUGGAAAGGUGUAUAAGGGGGAGAUUGAAGAUGGUGUUCUGGCUGCAAUUAAGCGAGCCAACCCUCAGUCUGAACAAGGGCUCGCUGAAUUUGAGACAGAAAUUGAGAUGCUGUCAAAACUCAGACACAGGCAUCUGGUGUCCUUAAUUGGUUUCUGUGAAGAGAAUAAUGAAAUGAUCUUGGUUUAUGAGUACAUGGCCAAUGGAACUCUCAGAAGCCACCUAUUUGGGAGUGAUCUCCCUCCAUUGCCUUGGAAGCAGCGCUUAGAAGUGUGCAUUGGUGCUGCAAGGGGAUUGCACUACCUUCACACAGGUGCUGACCGAGGAAUCAUUCACAGGGAUGUCAAGACAACAAAUAUUCUGCUAGAUGAGAACUUUGUGGCCAAAAUGGCUGAUUUUGGCUUGUCAAAAGAUGGUCCAGCUUUUGAACAUACCCAUGUUAGCACAGCUGUGAAAGGAAGUUUUGGCUAUCUUGAUCCUGAGUACUUCAGAAGGCAGCAAUUGACUGAGAAAUCAGAUGUAUACUCUUUUGGAGUUGUGUUGUUUGAAGUUGUUUGUGCUAGAGCUGUGAUAAACCCCACCUUGCCUAAAGAUCAGAUCAAUCUUGCAGAAUGGGCAAUGAGAUGGCAAAGGCAAAGAUCACUUGACACGAUCAUUGACCCUCAUCUCAGAGGAAACUAUUGUCCUGAAUCAUUGUCCAAGUUUGGAGAGAUUGCAGAAAAAUGUCUUGCUGAUGAUGGAAAGAGCCGUCCCACCAUGGGGGAGGUGUUGUGGCAUUUGGAGUAUGUGUUGCAACUACAUGAAGCAUGGCUGAACAGGGACACCACAGAAAGUUCCUUCUCUGGUAGUAAUAAUUCUUUGAGAGGUCCAAAAGAUGAAGGACUAGAAAUGGUGCAAGAAUCUUCAAGCCAAGAUGAAGUUGGUUUUGAUCACAAACACAAAGCUGAAUCUGAUUGAGUCCACACAACAAGAGAAUGAGUAAGAGAAGUGAGUGCUGCAAUUUGAGUUCAGUGAUUUCUGAAUGCUAGUGAGUAACUGCACUGGAGAACCAUGAAUGAAUUAAUGACCUUAUAGCAAAUAUAUGCUUUACAUAUUCUUUCAAUUUGUUUUAUUGAAUUCAACUAUUCAUGUUUACUGUUACUAUUUUUCAUCUUAUUUUUGUAUACAUGGUAGUGCAAUGGGCAAGUUAUUAUUGGCAUUUUGCCUAAAACAGGUACCAAAGUUUGUUAUAUGCUCUCCUUUUUAUUGAGUAUGCAA